AUGUCAUUUGCUGUCAAUACCUUCCAGAAGUACUCCAAUGACUUUGGAUUGGGCUCCAAUGGUGUCAAAGUUACCCUUAACUACUUUGAUGCACUUCCACCACAGGACCUCCUGAUGAGUCUGCCUAGUGGCCUGCAGCUUACACUGAAGUCCCUUCUGAAACGAGACGAUACCACGAAGGAACGGGCUCUGAACGAAAUCCAAGAGCUCAUUUCUACUCAGGCUAGCGCUGAGCAGUUCAAGGAUGAUAUAUUUUGCUUGUGCUGGUCUCAGAUCUACGCUAAGCUUGUGACAAAUAGCUCCAAGAGUAUCCGCGCGGGAACGCAUGAUUUCACAGCGCGCCUCAUUCGGCUACUGCACAAAAAGGGCGCCAAGUUUCUCAAGGAUUGGAUCCCUCUGUUGCUAGUUGGUUGCUAUGAUAUAGACACAUCUGUUGGUAGUUCUGCCAGGUCGGCGCUGUUACAGUGUUUCAAUAACAGCGAUGAAAAGCUAGCAGCAUUAUGGAAAGUGUUCUAUAAGCAGAUACUUGCUUGCGCGCAACAGAUCCUGGUCGUGGAAAAUGUGGGCUCGAUUUCUGACGAGCGCUACGUAUCUCCAGAAGACGCUGACAUGCGGUAUAGUCGCUUGGCCGCGAGUGGGGUAUUUUUGUUAGUACAGCUGCUGAAGAAUAUGAACGACGAGCAGGGCGAGGAAGACACUUGGUAUGAAAUCCUCUCAUCGGAAGCACUGUGGAAGCUCAUGAGUUUGGCGAACUUGCGGUCAAUGAAACUCUACCAGGUGUUGCUACAGCUGCAACGUAUUCUCCUUGAGAAUGGCUACCUAUUGGGCCAUAAGGAUGUUUUGAAACUUACUGGGAAGCGCUAUUUCAAAACACUCGCACAAGUUAAUACCAGGAACCUCCUUCAAAUUUCUCCGCUUCUGCCAGAAGUGCUAGAGACUACACUGCUAUGGAAUUCCUACAAAGAUGGUCAGAUCUGGGCUUAUGAUAAAUCGUUUAAAGAUAGAAUCCUGAAUCUUUUGAAGCUAGGCCCCGGUAAUAGCUCUGCCGCAUACUUUGACUAUCUGUCCAAAUUAUUCCGUGUUUGCGAGUUUCUAAAUGCUGAGGAAACAAAGCUUUCCAUUUUACACAAGCAUGCUCUGGUAUUCAGUGAGAGGAGAAUACUAACCAAGACUUCUGAGGAGCAGCUUUCUCGCUUUUGCAGCUGCUACUAUCAAAUUGUGAGAGAAAUCGAUAGCGAGGUGGCAAGAGACCAGAUGAGGGAUGAUAGUCAAAAGCUAAUUAGUAACAUAUCUUUACAGAAGCAUUCCAACUUGGUUGAAGCUUUUGCGCAAAUAACUUCGCCUGAUAGUAUAUCCACUGAUCUUUGCUCGUUAUUGCCGUUGGGGACAGAUAAAGAGCAUCCAUCCACAACCUACGCUGACAAUCUACUGGCCUUACUGCUCCACAAUGGAUUGCAGAAAGUUGAUAUUCUAAAGGAGCUUGCAAGGUCCUCCCUAGAAUCGAUUGAGAAUGGGGAGGUAGCUGUGAACUAUAGCUUCCGCAUUUUUCAGCUUUUUAUAAAGAACAAUAUUUUGUCACUCCAUCAAGAGGUUCAGAAGUUCAUUGGUAUAUUGCCGUCCACCAUUGAUCCAUCUUUUAUUGAGCAGCCGACUAAUAUCAUGAGCAGCUAUUCAAGAUCACAGUUUUUGCAGCAGAUGGGCGAGGAAGAGGCAGUUGAGUUAUUUUCCGAUUAUGUUUUUGCCAUCGCGCAAUUGGAUAUUCCAAUGAACUCUAAGUUGACACAUCUCAAUAACCUUGAUAUUGCCAUUCUAGAAAAAUUACGGAAAGAACCAUCUGAGACCCUAGCUGAUUUCAUGACUAAUUUCAUUGGCACAUAUGACUUUUCUACUGAUCUGAUCUUUUCCUCGAAUCUGUUGGACCAACAUGUUCUCAAAAGAUUGUAUGAAAAAGCACUUGAACAUCGGAAAUUAGAUGUUUUUUCUUCUUACCUUACUCGGGUACCACUAACAAUAUAUGAGGAAUUUCUUUGUGGGACUGACUUCCUCUCAAACUAUAACAUUUGGUACUCCGCAGCUGCUGCUCAACAGGUUUUGAAAAGUCUAAUCCCUAUGGUUAAAAGAAAUGGCAGCUUUGCCCGUAAGGUUACUCAAGAAAUUGUAGUUCAUGGAGCAUCUGAUUAUAAACAUAUUCCAACUGAACUUUUAAUAAAAUUUGCAUCUGAACUAUUUGAAUCGAAUUCGGAUAUAUGGUCAUACUUGUCACCCCAUAUCAUGCUAAAAGACCUUAAAACUAUUGUUCCAUACAUUGAUUACAGACUCUCUCUGGUAUCUCCCCUGGGAGUUGGUAUCCAUGCACUAGAUAUUCCCAAUGAGAGUACUUUUGAAUGUUCAUCUGCGAGGUCCAUCAUUUCUUAUGCGCUAUUCUUGGAUAAAUUUUUGACUAACCACCCACAGUUAUGUGAUGACGAUUGUCGGAUUUUCCUCGCCUUAAUGAGCGAAUUAACACUUGAUUUUAAUUGUUUUUCCACGGAUCCCAUUGAUCAAUUUCCUGGUUUCACAAAUUCACUCUUCACCGGCAAAACCUAUGACUUUAAUUUUGCUGAUAUCGUGCAUGCUAUUAUAGCAGGUGAAUCACACAUAGCCAUUUUGAACAAAUUAGCAUCUCGGGAUGUAUCUGAUUCGAGCGCUGUAUACAACUGCAGGAUUCUAAAAAGGAUGUUAUUAAAUUCAAUUGAUUAUACGACUUUAAACCAAUUUAACGAACAGGUCAGGAUUGAGAAGUUUAUUUCAGGAAUUAUCAGGAACACGAGUAGUAGCGCAAUGGACUAUCUCUAUGCAACCACCAUUAUAAGCGCAUGCAGCAAAUUCAGUGCAGAGAGUCCUAUGUUUGUUAAGUUGCGGACAAUGCUCGUAGCAGAAUUAAUUGGAAAGAACAGUACCGAUUUAGUCAAUGGAAGCUGGAGGCUGCUCAUUCUUUUGGAUAACAUUCUACAGGUAGAGACAUCUAUCAUGCACUCCGAUUCGUUUCAACCCAUUACUCCGCAACGUUUGGUUAUGUUUGUUCGUACUAUUUUUCAAUGGCUGGACAGUGAUGUCUGUUUUGAGGAGUCUUUCUCUGUUGUCCGUUUAUGCCUCCUCCACUUAUUGAUCUCAAUGCUCCAAAUCAAUUCUAUACGGUCACUGGGGUCCUCAUUGACUGACCUAUGUAUUAGAAUUCUAGCGGAUAGCUUGGGAUUUUGUCACCUCGAAGAGACUCUUUACCUGGACGAGCUGCGUUUUUACGUUUUAAAGCUUCAUCUUGAAAUUAUAAGGUGGACCAAAGAGGAUAAAAAUACGAAAGACCUUUGGGAACACUCGGCAAAGGAUUUGAAUUCGGAGUUGGUGGAACUAUGUCUCAUAAACUAUGAGAAGACUCCGGAAAACCAUCCGCAUAUUUUAUUUUGCUCUCUUCUCAGUUCAUCAGUUGAUCAAAUCCCAGAGAGUUACUUACAGUCAUAUUUUGAUAAAUUCAUGGAGUACCUACUGUCCAGUUUAGGCACUAUUAGUUCAGUCAGAGUUGUGGUUACGACUUUGAGGAAACUAAUCAUAGCACAGCAGCAGGAAUUAGUCAUAGAGUAUGAGCUUCAAAAGAGCAACCUGGGCGACGGCGACAACACGCCAACUUCAACGUGCAAAAUUCCGCCUAUCCUUGUCAGUGCGUUAUUCGCGGACCUCCCAGAAGAGUACUUGGAAUAUGAAGAGCCCAUGAAAGUUAUCAAACCUUUAUGGUAUUGGUACCUGGUCGUUUCAUACUUCAAGAAUAUAUCCUAUAAUAUUCGUCACCAAUAUAUCGAUCAACUGAAGGCCAAUAACGAGAUUGAUAGGUUUUUUUACUUUGUUUCAGAGCAGCUUGAUAUGCAAGAUACCAAGUUCUGGGAUUCAGUCUCACCUCAUGAGAUUACUGAGUAUCAAAUUCACGCUACUGGUGACUCUCCAUACAAAGAUGACAUACUGAAAGAGUCGAAGCUACUUUUGGUCAGCCUGUUGUAUGACUUAUUUAAUAAUGUCGGGGCUAUGACCAGUGCCUGGUGGUUGAAUAUUAAGGACAGAGCAUUACGAUCAAAGAUAGAUGCGUUUGUUACCCGAUACGUGUCCCCAAUACUGAUAGACCAGGAGCUGGAACAAGUCAGCAGCAAAAUCCCAGUGCUCACUGCUCAAGAUGAAAACCUCUCUAUCAGAAUAAACAAAAUAACUAAGGAGAUCAAGGCUAGGUACUUCAUUGACGACCAGAACCUGGAAAUUUCCUUCAAGUUACCGUGUAACUAUCCCUUAACCAACAUUCAGGUUCAGGAAGGUACACGUGUCGGUGUCAGCGAACAGAAAUGGAAGUCAUGGAUACUGUCAACGCAGCGUGUGAUAACUGGGAUGAACGGAUCUGUAGUCGAUUCGCUGGAAUUAUUUACAAAGAAUGUUCGUCUGCAAUUUGCUGACUUUGAGGAGUGCGCUAUUUGUUACUCCAUUCUCCAUGUUGUUGACAGGAAACUACCAUCCAAGGUGUGCCCAACCUGUUCGAAUAGAUUCCAUGGCGCCUGUCUCUACAAAUGGUUCAAGUCUUCCGGCAACAACACAUGCCCCUUGUGUCGCGGUGAGAUCCCGUUCAGAAGAUGA
Messenger RNA from Eremothecium gossypii ATCC 10895, 4647 nucleotides. RefSeq names its product ubiquitin-protein ligase RKR1 (gene RKR1). The coding region runs from base 1 to 4647 and encodes 1548 amino acids. The record is from RefSeq and is marked provisional. Lineage: Eukaryota; Fungi; Ascomycota; Saccharomycetes; Saccharomycetales; Saccharomycetaceae. Gene Ontology annotation, cellular component: RQC complex; cytosol. Gene Ontology annotation, molecular function: ribosomal large subunit binding; ubiquitin protein ligase activity. The transcript has a single exon. Gene Ontology annotation, biological process: ribosome-associated ubiquitin-dependent protein catabolic process; rescue of stalled cytosolic ribosome.